This is a messenger RNA of Coniosporium apollinis CBS 100218, 303 nucleotides long. RefSeq lists its product as uncharacterized. The transcript has a single exon. NCBI's taxonomy places the organism in Eukaryota, Fungi, Ascomycota, Dothideomycetes. The coding region runs from base 1 to 303 and encodes 100 amino acids. The record is from RefSeq and is a predicted model, not a curated record.
AUGCUCCACAGCAACGUCAUGAGAAAGUAUAAGCUACUAACGCCUAACCCUAGCGAAACCUCAACUCCGGCCCGCGCCGAAGGUGGUCGCAAAGAUGCCGACGCCGGCGGCGAACAAGCUGAAGCCGGCGCCAUUCAGAGCGCGCCAAAGGGACUCGGUCUCGACAAGCCUGAUCAGGGCGUCCCAAUGUUCGACGCCGAGGACGUCAAGGGGAGUUUGAAGAUCCACAUCAAGCUGAAUCUGGAGGCCGAUAUCAGGAUCAUUGCUAGAGUCAAGGGGGAUAUCGCUAUUGGUAUUUUGUAG